GUUUUCAGGUAAUUGGAUCUCCUGUGUUUUGAAUCUCACAUGUAAGAGUUUGCUGUGGAACAGUUGUCCUUCCUUGGAGCAAUGUAUCACAAACCAAUUGCCAUGUACACUAUUUCAGUUGCUGGACUGGAUUGUACUUGCAAGACAAAACCAAUGACCCUUGUUCACUUUGCCAAAUAAGUGUAUCCAGCCCCUUCCAUUUCUGACAGAUGAUCAUUUGUUGGGUGCGCGCACACACACAAAAUCCUUUUGAAUAAGCAUAUCUUUGUGUAGCUCAUAAUCAUCUUAAUCAUGCUGACAAAAGAUUAUAAAUAUAUUUCAAGAAAUGAUUCAAUCUUCACCUUUCUCCCCCACAACCAACCACUAAGAAACCCAGUAAAGUUCUUUGUUUAAAGAGCUCUGGUGACGACUAAUCCAUUUAUCAGUUUUACAUUUCCUGUGCUGUUUCCUAGGUUUUGCAUAGGGGAAAAAACAAUCACGUUGUUGAACUGAAUCAACACAGUUGAAAGCCUUUCAUAAAGGCGCUGUGCCAGUUUCAACAUCUGUGCUCAACAGGUUGGCUUUAGUUAGGUAAAGAACAGAUCCUCUUUUUGAUCUAAAUCUUUAAUAAUUGAUCUGAAAACAUUUUCAUAGGUAAAUGGAACUGCAGUAUUUCCACGGAACUAUAACUAAAGACGACUGUGAAAAAUUACUGAGCAAAACAGGAAAAAAUGGGAGCUUUUUAAUACGAAACAGUGAGAGUAUUCCAGGAGUCUUGUGCCUUUGUGUUUUCUAUGAACAGAUUAUCUACACUUACCGAAUCUUCAGGAAACAUAACGGACACUUUAUGAUGCAGACUUCUGAGGGUGCUCCAAAACAGGACUUCAGAACUUUAAAGGAUUUAAUUGCUACUUAUGAGAAACCAAAUCAAGGGCUAGUAAGCAACCUGCGCUAUCCAGUAAAUAGACCUACAACAUCCCAAAGAUCUCAGACCGUCUACGUCACUAAAGGUGAAGCAUAUUUGAUUCCUGAAAAUGAAGAUGCUGAGGAUUAUCUUGAAGUCUUACCUGAGUGAUUGGCUGAGGGAACAUUUCUCAUGACUUGCUUCAUCUCUCAACACAGACACUAGUCUUGAGUGGGUCACACUCUUGCUAACUGGAUAGUCCAUUUGACUGGAUUUUGUUUUCAUUUGUGCUCUAGAUAGUACUGCCCACAUGGUUAUCUCUUGCUCGCUUGGCUCUUGCUCCAGCAAAAAAACCAACACUCUUCCUUUUCCUUCCUGUAUUCGUGGUACCUAUACCUGCCCACUUAAGUGACCACUUCAUAGACCUGAUGAAAUGGAAACUGAGCUGCAAAAGCUUAUGCCACGAUAAAAGCUGCAGUGCUUAAGGUGUUUCCAUUUUAAGAGAAGCAAGUUUAAUUGCAUCCCAUACAUCAGGUAUGGCCAAACUUGGCCCUCCAGAUGUUUUGGGACUACAACUCCAAUCAUCCCUAGCUAACAGGACAAGUGGUCAAGGAUGAUGGGAAUUGUAGCCCCAAACCAUCUGGAGGGCCAAGUUUUACUAUGCCUGCCCUACAUGGACUCAAGUUUAAACUUGCUACAUCAAUUAUGAAGUGGACUCUAGACCAGAAAAGCUUAUUCUGUAACAAUUUUUAGUUUUUAAUCUUUAGUUGUUUUCUUCAUUCAACUUUGUGAAUAGUCAUGAACACAAGUGUCAGUUGCUUUUAUUUUUUAAAUUUUCACUUAUUUAUUUUGGCAAUUCGCAACUAGCAUCAGUAGCAGCAUGUUGAACAGAGUAAUGCUAAAUAUAUUUACUUGCAAUUAAAUCCUACUGAAAUAAUUGGGGAUUAAGUUUGAUAUACACCGUAGAGCUCUGCAAGAGUUACUGCUGAUAUCCAUAACAAUAUAUCAAAUACUAAACGAUAAUUUGAUUCAACUGUAUCUUGUUAUCCUGGCGAAGUCACAGCAAUUUUAUAAUUAUAUUGUUAAGGAUCUUUAAAUUUUCAAAGACAGUACUAUAAAGUUGUCACUGUCCACAGUUCAAUUAUUUUUAAAUGUCUCACUGUAGUCUCUAGUCAGGUCAGAGGCCACUCUACUUCCCAAAGGACUUCAAGCUAUACCCCGGAAAUGCCAAAACUACUCCCCAGAAGUAUAACCAGUUUUACAGCAAUACACAUGUACAUUUAGGUGCAAGUGUUUGC
Podarcis raffonei (Aeolian wall lizard) is the source of this 2181-nucleotide messenger RNA. RefSeq names its product SH2 domain-containing protein 1B-like. The record is from RefSeq and is a predicted model, not a curated record. Bases 638 to 1054 code for a protein of 138 amino acids. Lineage: Eukaryota; Metazoa; Chordata; Lepidosauria; Squamata; Lacertidae. The transcript has 4 exons.